This is a messenger RNA of Camelina sativa (false flax), 748 nucleotides long. RefSeq lists its product as uncharacterized. The record is from RefSeq and is a predicted model, not a curated record. Lineage: Eukaryota; Viridiplantae; Streptophyta; Magnoliopsida; Brassicales; Brassicaceae.
AAAAAAACAAAACACAACUAUUGCCGUGAGAUUCACGCGCGCCGCUCCUUUCAUCCUUCUUCGUCUGUUUCAAAGUUACCCAACUGCCGCUAUCAGAUUACCCACGAUCACACAAACCCAUCAUCCGAAGCAGUAAUUCUGAUCGUAUAAAUCAGGAAGAGGAAGAUAGCAGAGAGCAGAGAGCAGAGAGCAGAGAGAGAUAUGGCGAAUGAGGGUAAACCCGACGAGCAGCUUUUUCAGCUUCUCUCGGGUCUUCUUCAACAGGUGGAAUCAUUGACAAACACAGAAGAGGUUGAGCUACGUUCUAAGAUCGAAGCUCUUGGUUUGGAAGUCACCAAAGUCCCAUCAAAGUCUGCCCAACACCUUAAUGAGGUGGAUAUAGCUAAUGAGUUGGAUAAGUUAUCAGCCAAAUUAGACGAUGUUGAUGAGAUGAUAUCAUCAGCUAUUGCUUCUGAUCCACAAGUUCAGACGCUUCUUAGCGGCACUGCUGAUGUUUGGUUGCCUGUUAUUACUGCCGGCACUGAGGAGAGGCUUAACUUCACUGCCUCUCUUGCUGCUCCUGAUGAUCAGCAGCUUAAGGACACAACUACUACCAACAAGACCAGCUCUUGAUAAAAAACACUCAGUUUUCUCUUUUGCAGUCUUGUUUCUUUUAUGUAUAUCAAUCAAGACCAAGUUGUUUAUUCCUGAGUGACUCAUUGUUGAUGUUGGAUGUUAAUGCAAAUUCAAUACAGACUGUUUUAUUUUA